Messenger RNA from Pelobates fuscus (common spadefoot toad), 2574 nucleotides. It is a transcript of the gene KCNMB4, whose product is annotated as potassium calcium-activated channel subfamily M regulatory beta subunit 4. The record is from RefSeq and is a predicted model, not a curated record. Gene Ontology annotation, molecular function: calcium-activated potassium channel activity; potassium channel regulator activity. Gene Ontology annotation, cellular component: membrane; voltage-gated potassium channel complex. Gene Ontology annotation, biological process: potassium ion transport; detection of calcium ion. The coding region runs from base 176 to 808 and encodes 210 amino acids. The transcript is spliced from 3 exons. Lineage: Eukaryota; Metazoa; Chordata; Amphibia; Anura; Pelobatidae.
AGGAGGAUCGCUCAGCACAGGACUGAAGGAGCCUGAUUUGCACGAUGUGCUGCAAGUGAUGUAAAAGUGCUCAGAGAGACAGAGAGGCCACUUCCCCCGGCUCCCAGGAGAGCACCAUGCCACCCAUCCCUCCUGUGAUCCGCUGAGUGAGGAGAGCAGCUCACAUCCAGGAGACAUGGCUAAGAUCCGGGUGGCUUAUGAGUACUCGGAGGCUGAGGAUAAAAGCAUCAGGCUGGGUCUGUUCCUGAUCAUCUCGGCGGUGGUGUCUCUCUUCAUCCUGGGCUUCUGCUGGCUGAACCCCGCUCUGCAGGACCUGCAGGGCAAGACGGCCAACUGCACGGUGCUGUCAGUGCAACAGAUCGGGGAGACGUUCGAGUGCACUUUUACCUGCGGGAGUGACUGUAAGGGCACGUCACUGUACCCCUGCCUGCAGAUCUAUGUCAAUAACUCGGAGUCCAACUCCAGGGCUCUGCUCCACCAGGACGAGCAACAGCUCAUCAGCAACCCCAAGUGUUCGUACAUACCACCCUGUGAGCGAGAAAACCAGAAGAAUUCAGAAAAUGUUCUUCACUGGCAGGAAUACUGGAAUAAAGAGAUCGGGUUCCAACCUUUCACCUGCUAUUUUAAUCAACACCGAAGACCAGAAGAUGUGCUUUUGAGGCGCACCCACGACGAGAACGUCCUUCUGCACUGCUUCCUUUGGCCGCUAGUUACGUUUAUGGUGGGAGUCCUGAUUGUGGUGCUCACCAUCUGUGCAAGAAGCUUGGCUGUUAAAGCGGAGGCGAUCCAAAAAAGAAAAUACUCAUAGAAAGGAGGAGACAAAACAAUGACCACUUCAGUUCAAACCAAAACCCCAAGUUACCUAUAAUCCUCUUGUUGCCUCUUCAUCACUGUUUUUCUGAACUUGGUUGUUUGAGGAUGAGGGACUGAUGAAGGAAUAUUUUUCUCAGACUUAUUUUUGAACUAUUGGUUCCAGUGGGACUGAUGCCCAGAAUAGUUCAAUGCUGAAUCAAAUAUAUCAGGAAUAAUGUAAUGACUCAUAUUUGGCCAAGUGUAAAGUGAAGCAGUCUUAAAGAAAGUUUCAUUUCACCUUUGCGAUAAAGUAUGUUUUAUUCGGUAUAUAAAACAUCAAUCAAAAGAUUUCAGUUUAUUUUGUAUCAUGUAAUUCUAAAAUAUUAAAGCGUGCUUUUUUAUGUCCUAUGUAUGUAUUUUUAUAGCCAAUUUAUAGAUAUUUUUUAGAUCGUUAUUUAAUUUUGACCUUCGUUGGCUUUUGCAGACAAAGUUUAGAAGACAGUUUUGUAUUGUUAAUGCAAAACAGAAAGCUACCAUUGCUCGUUCUUGGCAUGGCAAUGAUUGCUGUCUCGGAUUAUAUAUUAUACUGUUACUUUUUCUAGAACUGUAGUCUCUUCUACCAGUGCUCAAUGCAAUAGUCCAUAAUUGGGAAUUACCAAUCAUGUUCUAAUAGGGAAAUCAAUAAAACCAAUUCUGUUGGUUGAAAUUUGCAAAAGCAAAACCACGAAUGAGAGCAUUUAUUGCAAUGACCAAUAAGCAUUUUUCAUUUGGGAAUUUGGAAACCUUAAAUAGGAAUUAAUGUAAAGUUAUUCUUUGAAAGAUGGCAUGAAUUAAUCUCUGGAAUGAACACAGAAGGAUAAGGGCUGCACCGAGGAGAGAUACGAUAGUCUAUGUUGGAGAGUCCAAGAGUUCACACCAAAAGGUGCCUUUAGGAUAAGUUCUUGGAUCUUGGGAGUGGUAUCCUAGGUCAGUCUCUCCAGUGGUUGAUCAUAUGAAAUGAAACAAAAAAAGAGGCCUAAUAGUGCAGUGUGUAACAUGUGAAGUGGUUAUGGUAAAAAAGAGAAAAAUUCCACUCAUGUUUAGCAGAGCUAUAACUAGGGGUACAAUCCCCACUUCAGGAUAUAUGAUGUCCUUAGUCUUUGGGUUGUCUGGAGCUCAAAUGACAAUAAUAGAAUGAGGGGCAACAAUAGUGCUCUCAGUAAAAAUAAGAACCAGGUGUAAAAUAAUAUGUAAAAUGUACUUACAUAGUGUUGAGCAGGCUUACUGCUCGAUGGUAUCAGCUCUGGUGGUAUGAUCCCAACCUCAGAUUUCUUUAUAGUGAUAAUAAGAAGCCAGGUUAAAAUAAAUAAGAUAUAAAAGGAAAUUGGCACAAACCAGGUAAAUUUGUCCAAAAAGUAUUCCUUUAAUAAAGUAACAAAUAAGUAUAAAAACAUCCAAAUACGCGUUUCACCGUUGUGGCUUUUUAAAAAAUAUCCCAUUUUUAAAAAGCCACAUCGGUGAAACGUGCUUUCAAUUUUGCAAUAGGGCUGUUAGGCUAUUAGGUCAACAUAUUACAUUUCAAUCACACCUUUUGUAGGGGUUUUACUCGGGUUUAAUCAUUGAUCGUAAAUAUGAACAAUAAAUGUUUUUUCAGAUACUACAAUUCAUGGGACUUUGUGGGUUUUUAUGCUCUCUUAUCACAUACAAACAUUAAUCACAUAUAGAGGUCUGCGAGGCUGUUAUUAAUGUGAUGUAUUGUUCAAACUGAGUAUGAGUUGGUAAUCAACAUAAUUGUAUAACAUA